ACUGUAUGGGUAAAAUCCGAGAGGUUUCGUGAUACUUGAAUUCACCAUAUUCUUGUUUGACGACCCAAGUCGGAUUCUUCGUUACGUGCUUCGUACGGUUUGAACUGUCAUCAAAUUCGAAAUGUUUUUAUUUUAUCGUGCCAUAUCGUUCGUUAACACACAACAAAAGUCAAAUUAACAAAUAUUCAUUCCCAAGCAAUCACUUUUGGCACAGGUAAAAAAUGUUAGUCAUCAAUUUUAACUCCGUCCUUCUCAUUCUUGACACGUUGUGAUGACAGUGAAACCUGCAUGAACAUCAUGAACAAAUGGUUGUGCUUAAUCAUAUUAAAUGGUGCCACUAAUGUAUUUGGUCUCAUAGAUUAUGACUUCAACAUUUUCGAGAACCUCAACCAGAUCCAAAAUAUUUACCACAAUGAAUCGUAUCUCUACGAAGCUCUCAAAACCUACCGGACGAAUUUGGUCAAAGUUCGUGAUUCAGUGACCAAAGACUAUCUUCAAAAUGCUAAACAUAGUGAGACUUUGGAUCAUACUCAUCCAAUCAAUGUGUUUAACAAGAUCAAGCAAUGGAUGAGGCUCGGGCUCGCUUUGUCUUCAAAGGAAAUCAAGCAGUCAAGAAAAGACCUCAAAGAGGUUUUGAACGAGAAAAUGACCUCCUUUCCAAAGUUUGAAGACGCUAAAUCGGCUUUGAGAGGUCUUCUUUAUCUGUUCGAAACCUAUGGUGUUGACCCCAUAGAGGCUUCCCAAGGGAAGGUCAAAGGAGUGGAACUUCCCCAUACCAAAAUCGAGUUUGAGAGCAGAGAGGUUUUAGAUGCCAUUGAUUUUGGUGUUAUGGGAGAAAUCGCUUUGGCUGAGAAUCGAUUCGCCUCGGCUGUGGACAUGUUUAAGGCCUAUGAUGUCCUAAUUCCAAGGCAUAUGGAAGCAUACCCAGAUGCAAAGAAUAUUCUGGGCUUCUUUGAGGGUCAGAAGAAGAAACUGAUCGAUUUGAACAACCAAUAUCUGAUGAAACGGAAGUGUUUUGUGGGCAAGCACUUUCACACUACCAAGAAGCUUCUCAAUCCCGACUUGACGCCCAAGAAGAACCAAGGAAAAAUGGCUCCCAAACACUUCACCGCCGAUCUUGGAAGCAAUAAAGGUCUCGACUAUUUCUUUCAAUCCACUUGUCGCGGGGAAAGCAUGGACACAGCUGAGGUUCUUAUAAGAUUGAAGCGGGAGACUCUCAAAAAUCCACCAAAGUGUACUCUCCUCCAUCACAACAACCCAUUCCUGAGAUUGGCUCCAUUUCCAUUGGAGAUAGUGUCCACGUCGCCCUACAUCGUGAUAUUUCACGGGAUCUUGUCGGAAGAGGAGAUUCAAUUUCUUAUUGAAUAUUCCAAACCCAGAUUGUCUAUAAACCGAGAUGAAAGUAAUCGAGGUUUAGAUCCAGUUCAUUCGGCAGACGCGGGGAAAGUUCGGAUCGUGGCCAAAAGUGUCCAAUGCUGGUUGAAAGACAUCGCAUACAAGAGCAACACCCGGGAUGAUAGUAGCUUGGUGGCUCAAUUCAUUGAGAAUGGGAUUGAUCAUGACACGGAAUAUCGAGUCCUUCUUCCCAUCAUGUACAAACUCUCCAAGAAGAUCGAGAUGGCCACCAGGAUGAACGUGACGGGCAAAUACUCUUCUACCGACUAUCAAACCACAAACUACGGCUUAGGCGGGCUCUGUGAGGCUCAUAUCGAUCCUCAUGGAUAUCAAGAAGGCUUAGAAAUCCCUCCGGAACGAGAGGGUCUCAAAUUAACCGGAGACAUGUUUGCCACAUUCAUGGCUUGGCUCAACGAUGUCGAAGCAGGCGGGGCCACGGCCUUCUUGGAUCCUGGGCAUGAAAUCGCAGUCUGGCCAACCAAAGGGUCAGCUGCCUUCUGGCUCGAUCUGACGCCCAUAGGGUUUCGUGAUAGCCGCACACUCCACGCGGGUUGUCCCAUCUUGAAGGGCUCCAAAUGGAUCCUGAAUAAGUGGAUAUUCUCCUAUGAUCAAUUCCAAAAUUAUCCAUGUGGCUUGAACCCACGAGACCCAUACGAAGGCUUUAAAGGGUUUUACUAACGAAAAAAAUAUUGUUUCUGUGAUACCGUGAUAGAUAUUAUGCUUAUUUUAGGUCAAAUAAAUAGUUUCGUA
This is a messenger RNA of Tigriopus californicus, 2145 nucleotides long. RefSeq names its product prolyl 4-hydroxylase subunit alpha-2-like. The record is from RefSeq and is a predicted model, not a curated record. Gene Ontology annotation, cellular component: endoplasmic reticulum. NCBI's taxonomy places the organism in Eukaryota, Metazoa, Arthropoda, Copepoda, Harpacticoida, Harpacticidae. Gene Ontology annotation, molecular function: L-ascorbic acid binding; procollagen-proline 4-dioxygenase activity; iron ion binding. The coding region runs from base 289 to 2073 and encodes 594 amino acids. Gene Ontology annotation, biological process: peptidyl-proline hydroxylation to 4-hydroxy-L-proline. The transcript has a single exon.